Molecule: messenger RNA, 2205 nt
Organism: Lachancea meyersii CBS 8951
Lineage: Eukaryota; Fungi; Ascomycota; Saccharomycetes; Saccharomycetales; Saccharomycetaceae
Source: the annotation of a GenBank genome assembly
AUGAUCGUCAUAAAACUGCUCAUUUGGCUUUUGCAAGGGUGCAGAAUAGUCCAAACAGCAGGUGUGGCGGUUCAUUUGACGCUCUUGGCGCGAACAGGUGUCCCAAGCGGGCUUCAACCCUACCUUGCAGAACUAAAAGCAGGAACCUUCUUUCCUGACGCUUUUUACAGCUGUACGACCAACCAAAAAUGGCAGGAAUUUUCUGAAUGGGCGCAUUGGCCGCCUUUUUUGAUUCUGGGAGCCCAAAUAUGGCGAGAGCGCUACGAGAAUAAUAAAAAUUGCGAAAACGCACUGAAGCUGAAAGCAUUUCUACUGGGUGUGUUUGUUCAUCAGAUCACGGAUGUUUCCUGGCACUCGUUGGUCUCCGGCUACAGGAGUCACGGGCUGGUCAGGGCUCUCGCUGAUCUCGAGUUUGACGGCGAUUACGAGUCAGCACACAAUUUCAUUGAUUCCAUGGGCGAUUUUUUGAUGCUGGGCCAAAUCAUCACGGACUACGCUGUCGACAGCUGGGACUACUACACUGAUCAAGACUGGAAUUUUCCUACUGAGCACGAUCUUUUGGAGCUGAUUCGUCGGUCAGGGGUCACUGACAUGCACUUUUGGGAAGUUAACACUUGUGUGAGGAGGGGAGCAGCUGCUUUAGCUAGCGAAGUGAUUUCUCUGGUCGAGCGUAGAAAGCCAGUCUUGGAGAUUGGUUAUGAUGUGUCACCCCGGGCUCGUGAGCUAAUACAGGACCAUUGGCUUGGUGGCGAAAUGAAUUCGAUAGCAAUGGUGAACAAGUGUCUCCCGAUUUUUCUCUCUCUAUUUGAAAACAACAACGAGUUUUCAGAUGCGGAGCUCGAAACUUUGAUAGAACUUUGCGGCUCAUUGCCCACAGCACGAAAUGCUGCCUCUGCUAAAAGCGUCUCAGUUCAGGUUCACAAUCAGCAAGAUGGCACUUUGUUCCUCUCGCCUUUGACGUCACUCUCUCUGUUUGGGUCGGAUAUUGCAAUCGGCAAGUUUCGCAACAACUUGACCUCACUGGCAAUCAGCGCACCUUUAGAGGAAAAUGAAGGUACUGUGUACGUCAUUCCAUGGCACGAACUGAACGGCCUCGAAACUGCUGCUAGCACUGAAAAACCAGUCAGCACCGCCUACGGCACACGAGUGCAUGCGUAUCCUUUUGAAGGCGUGGACUAUCUUGUGGUAUCUGCUCCUGGGGAAAAUAGCGUUCACUUUUAUGACAAUGGGCAGAAAAUCCUAACGUUGACUGACAACAAGAGCUGGGAAAGACACCAACUGUCAGUAUCACUCAUACAAGAUAUUGACGGAGACAAUAUUCCAGACCUCAUACUUGGAGGUCCACACUAUGGGUUGAAUGAGACUGGGGUGGUCUUGAUUGUUGAAGGUCGCGAGGUUUCGAGACUUCUCCGAGAUCCCGAAGUACACGACAUGGAGCUACAUGAGUUAAGUACUCUGAGUUUGAAAGCGCCGCUUUCUGCAACUUUCCAAAACUUUGGUUCUCAGAUAGUUGUCUCAAGUGGUCACGACAAAGGUGCACUUCUUUACGUUACAGCUCAGGGAUUGGGUGUCAUUUUCGUAUACUCACUUCAAAGCUUGCGCCAGAACGCACUACCUAGGUACUACAUUACUGAUGAUGUUGUCAUCCGGCUAGAGGAGGAUAUUCCGUUAGAUUUGAGCAUCAGAAAAUCCAGCAUACACGGAAUGUUUGGGAAGGAACUGGAAACCUGGCGCUUCGAAAACAGAGGCUUCAUUGGAGUAUCCUGUCAUUUACAGAAUAAGGUCUACCUUUACAAAGAGAGUUUCGGAAGACUGAGACAUUAUGCCACUUUAGUUCUGGACACGUCAAUGGAUCCCAAGACUGUUAAUGCAGCAAUUGAGUUUGGUGCCUCAAUUCAGUACGACGAUACAGAGAAUAGAAUCUUUAUCUCCUCUCCUGGUAUUUUCGAAGGGACUGGGGCAAUUUGGGGAAUCAAAAUGCUUGAAAUACAGCAAUCGGUUGAAAAAUGGAAACUUACGACUAUCCUAGUAACACCUGCGAGGCAUCUGGUCAGUCUGAAUAAAGGUACGUCAGGCAAAGGAAUUCCGGAUUUUGGGAAAAUUAUCAAAAUGGGGCCCGAGGGAAGGCUAAUAGUCGGUGCACCAAGGUAUGGGUACGGGGAUUUCGGUCAUUAUCAGCUAUCAGGAAGCGUAGUGAUAAUAUGA